AUGAAGCGUUAUGGUAAAGCCCUAUUUGUUUACCUGAACUCGGCGAGGUCACUUAUAAAUCCGAGUUCAAUAUACAAAAUCAAAUGUGUGGAGAGCGGUGAUGGAGGAAGCGGUGUUUGGACAAUGUAUGCAUUGAGGAAAUGGCAGCCAUUGUUUGGCAGGAAAUCUUUUAUACCCCGCCGGCAGUUGUUUGCGGCUCCGACUCCCAUAACAAACGCUCGAGCCAAUAUUCACGGAACCUUUAACAGAUCCGACAGAGUGCAAUCUGCUUACAUUUCCCGGAAUAUAGUCAAAACAAUGGCCGACCAGAUAUAA
Messenger RNA from Nezara viridula (southern green stink bug), 315 nucleotides. Lineage: Eukaryota; Metazoa; Arthropoda; Insecta; Hemiptera; Pentatomidae. The record is from the annotation of a GenBank genome assembly.